This is a messenger RNA of Raphanus sativus (radish), 2869 nucleotides long. RefSeq names its product sphingoid long-chain bases kinase 1. Bases 288 to 2525 code for a protein of 745 amino acids. Gene Ontology annotation, cellular component: membrane; cytoplasm; intracellular membrane-bounded organelle. NCBI's taxonomy places the organism in Eukaryota, Viridiplantae, Streptophyta, Magnoliopsida, Brassicales, Brassicaceae. Gene Ontology annotation, molecular function: kinase activity. The transcript is spliced from 9 exons. Gene Ontology annotation, biological process: sphingosine biosynthetic process. The record is from RefSeq and is a predicted model, not a curated record.
AGUGGAAAUAAAUCCGAAAGGAGGAAGGAAGGAGGAGGCCACAAGGUUUCUGUUUCGGCUGUGGAGUCAUUAUCCAAAAUCUGAAUCAAAAAGACUCGACUCAUCUCCUCCAUCAUCGCCUUCUUCUCAGAUCCUCCGAUCCGCCGUCGUUUCAUCACUUCUCCGCCAAGAGAGACUCAAGGGAAGGAAAGCUUCGAAAUCGCGUAAUCGGAUCCGAUUAGGAUUUUAGGAAUGGUUUCGUUGCUUUGAAUCAUCUCUGGAAUCGUUCCGAUUUAGCUUUCACGGAUAUGCAGAAGAGUGGUGGCGUGAAUCGGACUCCUUCUUUAAAAGUAUCCGUCCCUCAGGGACAACAACAGUCACUCAGACGCUUAGGACUCUGCUCUCAGAUAGCCACGGGAGGAUCUCAGCAGUCUUCCCCCGUCGUGUUCCCAGAGAAGCGUGGCGGCAAGAAGGUUAAGGCGUCUUCGCCAGAGGUGAAAGCAAAAGCUGAUGAGCAUCGGAUUGAUAUAGGUGGAGGAGGAGGAGAUGAGAAGUCUGAUUUGUUAGGUAGUCUUGUUUACUCAGGGAAGCUUUUGUUGGAUAAGAGAGGGAAAGAUGAUGCCGCUGACGUGUUUAACAAGAAAUCAGUUGAUGCAAGGCUUACUAGGAGAGCUUUGGUUUGGGCCUCUAACGUGCUACAGCUUGAUGAUGUUGUCUCGUUGACGUACAAUGUCGGUCUCAAGCAUUUCACCGUGCAUGCUUAUCCUGUUGGUAAAGGUUGCUUCACGAAACCGAAGAGAAGCCGUAAAGAUUUCCGUUUUGUUGCACCUAGUGUGGAGGAAGCUGUUCAGUGGGUGGCUAGUUUUGCUGAUCAGCAGUGUUUUAUCAACUGUUUGCCGCAUCCUUUAGUCUCUAAGAAGAAACAGGGUUCGUCUGAAUUGUUUUCGGUCCCUAUUGAUACUCCUCCUGAGUUGGUCUUCAGGUGUAAGAGUGCACCUAAGAUGCUUGUCGUAUUGAACCCUAGGUCAGGGCAUGGACGAUCUAUCAAAGUUUUCAACGAUGUAGUGGAGCCAAUUUUUAAGCUGGCCGGGAUUAAGAUGGAGGUUGUCAAAACAAAUAAAGCGGGUCAUGCGAGAGAGCUGGCUUCAACUGUCGACAUUAGUUUAUGCUCAGACGGUAUCAUUUGUGUUGGAGGUGACGGAAUCAUCAAUGAGGUUCUUAAUGGUCUGCUUACUCGAAGCAAUCAGAAAGAAGGAGUUUCCAUCCCAAUUGGAAUUGUUCCUGCUGGAUCUGAUAACUCAUUAGUUUGGACUGUGCUUGGUGUUAGAGAUCCUAUUUCUGCAGCACUCUCUAUUGUGAAGGGUGGCCUAACAGCUACUGAUGUUUUUGCUGUUGAAUGGAUUCACACGGGUGUGAUACACUUUGGGAUGACCGUCUCCUACUAUGGUUUUGUUAGCGAUGUUCUGGAGCUCUCCGAGAAAUAUCAAAAACGCUUUGGUCCUAUGCGUUAUUUAGUAGCUGGAUUUCUCAAGUUCAUGUGUUUGCCAAAGUACAGCUACGAAGUGGAAUAUCUUCCGGCGCAAAAAGAGGACCCAGAAGGCAAAACCAGACUUGAAAGGGAAGUUGUUGAUAUGCAAGAUCUCUACACGGAUGUAAUGAGGAGAUCAAGCAGAGAAGGAUUGCCUAGAGCCUCUAGUUUAUCAAGUCUCGACUCUAUAAUGUCCCCAAGCGCAGGCGAACUAGACACAUGUAGCAGCACACAUGCCAGCGCCGAGCCAUCUGAAUAUGUUCGUGGAAUAGAUCCUAAAAUGAAGCGCAUGUCCUCCGGCAGAAGAGAUAUCGCAGCUGAGCCAGAGGUUAUUCAUCCUCAAGGACAGUCAACAACUCCUAGCUGGCCAAGGACAAGGUCAAAGUCAAGAACGGAUAAAGGAUGGAUGGGGUUAACAUCCGUGCAGGAUCCUCCUCCAACUAGAAGUUCAUGGGGAAACACCGGCGCUCACGACAGAGGAGAUAUUUCAUCUACUGUAUCCGACCCGGGUCCGAUCUGGGACGCGGGGCCCAAAUGGGACAGUGAACCAUAUGCUUGGGAUUUAGAGAACUCGAUCGAGCUGCCAGGUCCUCCGGAGGAUAUAGAGACAGGACUGCGGAAUCAAAGCAUGACACCGAGGUUCGAAAAUAAAUGGAUUGCUAGAAAAGGACAUUUCCUUGGGAUCAUGGUGUGUAACCACGCUUGUCGGACCGUGCAAAGCUCCCAAGUCGUGGCACCCAAUUCAGAACAUGACGAUGGUACAAUGGACAUGCUAUUGGUUCACGGGUGUGGAAGAAUGAGGUUGAUUAGGUUUUUUAUCCUUCUGCAAACCGGUCGACACCUCUCGCUUCCAUACGUAGAGUGUGUAAAGGUGAAGUCGGUGAAGAUAAAGGCGGGAAAGCAGACGCAUGAUAGUUGUGGUAUAGACGGAGAGCUGUUUGCAUUGAAUGGAGAAGUGAUAUCGACGAUGCUACCGGAACAAUGCAGAUUGAUCGGUAAUGCUCCUGAACGACAUUAGUAGUUAUAUUAAAAUCUCAUCAAAUUAUGUGGAUGGAAAGAGAAGAGUCCAGGUGGUGUCUGUAGGUUUCUUUUUUUUGGGGUGUUGUUUUUGAUCUGGUCGGCGGCGUCAAUAGCUCUGUGAAAAGAGGAAUAAGUACCAUCCUUCCCUUUUGUAAUCCAUAAGUUCCCUAAACCCCUAAACCUUUUGUGUAUUCUUUUAUCCUUUUCUUCGUGUGUGUUUUGAAAUAUAUAUAUAGAUAUGUACCAUAAAACAUGGGUUAUCCGACAAUGGUUCGUGUGUUUCGCUUGAAUUUGUCAACCGGUUUGGUUAUAAUGUAUACUACUUGUAGAUGCCUUUUAUCA